CCAAUGCCACGCUAACCAACACUUUUUUGCUACAGCUCCCAAAUUGCAGAAUUUCCACGAAAUUCAAGUGUUUUUUUCAAUUUUUCUGGAAACUUUGCCUAUUUAAAUCGAUAAGCGUUACAUCCCGCGCCCACCUGCAGUCCGCGGAACGCAGGAAAACCGGGUAAAUUGAAACCAAACAGAAUGCCCGUAAAGAACGGCGAAUCCGAUGGUGAGGGCGACGUUUCUGGUGCCGAAUCGGAGCACUCAAACUCCAGCCAGGCGCACGAUACCUCCGACGAGGAGGAGGCCAAUGAAUGCGACUCGGAUGACUCCUCGGAGCUGGAUGCCAGCGAAAUUGAGCGACGGCGGGCGGAGCACAUCGAAGAUUUGUUGAGCUUGGAGCGACAGUUUAAUACGCUGCGGGAGCAAUACUACUUGGAACGCAUCAAUCUCAUUGAACGCCAGCUGGCGGAGGUACGUUCUGGCCGUUCCGAGGAGUUUGUUCAGCCACAAAAGGAGCUGGACAAGGUGUUUCGCACCCGUAUCGAGGUGGCCGAUGUGCUGCGCAGAUACCGCCUCCAGAACAUCGAGCACAAGUUCCUGUCCGAGGAGCAGGCAGCCGUCCAACACUUUGAGAGUGAGAAGCAUAUGACUGUGGACAACCUGCGCGACGAGCUGGUUGAUCGCAUCCGUCGCUUGGAGGAGGACCGCCAUAAUGUCGACAUUUCGUGGGCCGACUGGGGCACCGACAAGCGCCAGAGCAAGGUGCGCGGACCGGGACGCAAGAAGGCCGUAACCGUAACCGGACCGUAUGUGGUGUAUAUGCUGCGUGAGGAGGACAUUAUGGAGGAUUGGACGGUCAUACGGAAGGCUCUCAAACGAUCCUCGUCGUCGUCGGCAGCGGGUACGGGUACGGUAACGCCCACACCGGGUGGCGUCAGUCUGUCCGGACUGCCGGCAAUGGCCGGGGCCAGCGGAUAGCGGUGGGGCAUGGCUGCUUACGCCCACCUGCGUACCUGACGGCAGAGGAACCUCUGCCACCAGCGGCAGUAUAAGUAGAAUAGCGAUAGCGAUAUAGCGGAGCUCCCUCCUCUCGACUAAGUUUAUAUCCCCCUCACCCCAAGAUCAUUCUCCCUUAGAUUUUAGUUGUAAAGCCCAUGGAAUCCCCUUGCACUACACUCUCGCAAGCCCAAGACGAUGUAUGUAAUUUAUGCUAAACGUUAAGUGCUAAAACAAAAUAAAAGCGAACUGCAACCCAUUGGGGGGGCCAGUGUGCGGUCAAUUUCAA
This is a messenger RNA of Drosophila kikkawai, 1270 nucleotides long. It is a transcript of the gene Brms1, whose product is annotated as breast cancer metastasis-suppressor 1-like protein. Gene Ontology annotation, molecular function: histone deacetylase binding. Lineage: Eukaryota; Metazoa; Arthropoda; Insecta; Diptera; Drosophilidae. The record is from RefSeq and is a predicted model, not a curated record. Gene Ontology annotation, cellular component: Sin3-type complex. Gene Ontology annotation, biological process: negative regulation of transcription by RNA polymerase II.